Molecule: messenger RNA, 1866 nt
Organism: Paramuricea clavata
Lineage: Eukaryota; Metazoa; Cnidaria; Anthozoa; Malacalcyonacea; Plexauridae
Source: the annotation of a GenBank genome assembly
AUGAGUACAGAGAAGAACAUGGCUAAUGAAGUGUACACCGCUGUGUUAGUAACAGCAGGAGUGGUCGGUGUAUCAAUGGUAUCUAAAAAGGUAUUGAAAGAACCAUUCGGCACACCUGAGAAUAUUAAGGGAUUUGUUAAACUAGCACUAUCAGUAAGCGCAUCCUCUCUACUGUUAUCAUACUUGAAAAGAAAGAAGUUUAUCCCAGAUGAUCCCCUCAGUAAAUAUAUAACAUGGCAAGUACUGCUUUGGCAGGUCUAUUUAACGCAUUCGCAGGUGCAGGAUACCUUGUAAAAUACUUUGAUAAGGACGGAUUUAAGGAAGAGACCAAAAGACACGACCUAGCAAUGGAGAAGCUUGCUGGUGAGAAAGAAAAGUACUUAGAGAAACUACAAGCUAGACAAGAUAAACUUGAUGAAUUAAGGAAUGAACUAGCCGAUGCUAACAAAGACAUCAAAUCAACUAACCAGUCACUGGAACUACUAAGAGGAGUACAAGAACUUGCUGGCAAAACUAAACCUAGAGAACCACAACUUAGUGACUGCUACACGCCUAGUCCCGAGAUGGAAGAAUACAUGGUGCUCUUCAGUCUACUAACUGGUGGUGCGCUUGGUUGUGCUGUAUAUUUUCUAUUGUAAUGAUAUAGGUAAUGGACUGGCUGUUGGAAGUAUCUGUGGAUGAGAUAGUGAUGGUUGGAAAGAACGCUGAAAGCAUGCAAGAACUUGAGAAGUUAGUCAUGAAGUACGUGCAUAGGAGAAUAAUCAGGAGACAGAGACCAGAACACCAUUGUAGGGAAUGUAAAAGUAAAAAACUUAUUGUUCUAAAUGGUGCAGACACCUGUACAGAAUGUGGGACAAGUGGGAUGAGAAACCUUUCCAGUUACAUAAGUUACAACCACAACAAGAAUGACUACCUGAAGAAAAAGAGUAAGCACAACAAAGUCAAAUGGUUUAACCGUCUACUAGUGAAGCAUGUCGCAAAUCGUGACAGGGAGAAACUAAUAAUCCUAUUCAAGUUGGUAGUAAGAUGUAUAGAGAGGUUAGUUCUCGAGCGGGGGAGGAACAUUGUUAGAUAUAGGUUUUACCUACUCAGGCUAGCGGGCAUGUGUAAGAUCGAACUGAGAAACCCCCCGGAAGACAUUAAGACACAGAAGUUAAUCAACCACCUAGAGGGCCGGCUCUACGGAUAAGUGUUUGUAGAACUCAGGUGGGACGGUCGGGAUUGUCCUUACUACCUCUCUUGGAAGACAAGACAAAAUUAACUAAAAAAAUUUCAAGACUAUAGGGCGGUCUAAAAUUGACCGCUAAUUUUUUCAUAAAAAACUUUCAAGACUAUAGGGCGACAUAAAUUUACCAAAAAAAUUUUAAGACUAUAGGGCGACAUAAAUUUCAAGACUAUAGGGCGACCCAACUUUGACCUCGACUUAAAAAUAAUUUUAUACACCUAAGUUAUAGAGAAUGAGAAAAUGACAGGAAAAUCCGGAGUGAGUUUUGACUUAAAGAAAAGUUCAGUUACUAAUAAUAUAAUGAGGGGUGUGCGUUCAGACGAAAAAAUAUUUUCUAUCACAAAGGUAUAGAGAGCGAGACAAUGGCAGGAGAAUCCGGAACAACUUUUGACUUAAAGAAAAAUCAACAUACUAACAGUAUAGUGGGUGGGGUGCGUCCAGAUGAAAAAAAUAUUUUCUCAACUAAUAGUAUAAAGAGUGGGACAAUGACAGGGAAACAAACAAUGAGAAGACGCGCUGAAGACACCGAGUUCAUCCCGCUAAAAGGAUACGCGAUGAGACCACAACCGAAGAGACCAACACGAGAACCACCCCGAGAUACCGGAGGGAGUAGAACCAUGGAGACCGACACCAAAACCUAG